This is a messenger RNA of Xiphophorus maculatus (southern platyfish), 1153 nucleotides long. RefSeq lists its product as uncharacterized. Lineage: Eukaryota; Metazoa; Chordata; Actinopteri; Cyprinodontiformes; Poeciliidae. The coding region runs from base 279 to 947 and encodes 222 amino acids. The transcript has 6 exons. Gene Ontology annotation, cellular component: membrane. The record is from RefSeq and is a predicted model, not a curated record.
UGCGCCCGGUUCAGCCAGGUUAAUGGAUAAACAAACUUCCUGCCUCCCAACCUGACACCGAAACUUCUCCGGAAUACUGCCGCUGUGGUGACGAACCUGUCAAUGGGACUUUUUUACAAGAAAGUUAUUUUUUUUCUCCAGUCAAUAGUUAUUAGUGUUAAUGUUUCUGAGUCAUAAACCCAACCAAACGGCGCUUAGCAUCAGCCUCGCUCACACGUUUCCCUCAGAACUUCUUCAAACCGAAACAGAAGCAGAGCGGGGGGGAUUUCCGUCUGAACAUGGACCGGUACCGGUACUUCAUAUUCAACCAGAGGAGUGUGCUCAUCCUUGGCAUCCUCCAGAUAGCCUGUGCGGGUCUCUGUGUCGUCUGCGGCUUAAUGGACGCUGCUUUCCGCAAGAACACCCCGCUGAGCACCAGCAGGACGCCGGUGUGGGGAGGACUGUUCAUGGCCUGUCCUGGUGUGCUGGCGCUGUUUGCAUCCCAGAGGAAGAACGCUGUGUUGGUCAGCUGCAUGGUGGUGGCUGCAGGACUUUCCUGUGCAGCUGCGGUCGUCAUCUUCGGCUACUCCUCUCUGACGCUGACCUAUGGGGAAGAGGACGAAGACGUCUUCCACCAACACAAAAGUGCCAAAGUGACAUUUGUUCUCCAUCGGCUGGUGAAAGGAGCCAAUGCCACCAUCAUCCUGACCUGCAUCAUCAGCCUGGUUCUGUCCUCCCUCAUUGGUUAUGUGGGUUUCCGGAGUCUUCCAUGCUGUGGCUGCUAUGAUUCCAGGACUGGACUGGAGACCCUGGUUCCUCAGAGUGACCCUGGAGACACUGAGUUGGUGUGUACUUGGCAAGCAGGUGGUGAUGACAAACUUUUCAACUCUCCUCAAACAUCUGCUGGAGUCACCAAAGAGGAAGAGGAGGCUCCCUCUAACCGUCCUCCUUACAGCAGACUGACCUGACACAGAACCCUGACCAUCCAGCUGGUUUCCAUCACCACUCUAAGAUCAGUUUCAGUGCUCUAUCAGCCAAGCAAUGUAAUAUGAAGUUAAAGAUCGGUCAGACAGAGACUGAUUAGUACAGCUUCCCUCAGUUUCCCUUUAACUCCCUGUAUUCUCUGAAUCUAAGUUAUGAUUUUAUUGUGUUUAAUAAAUACAUUUGAACAGUA